Cervus elaphus (red deer) is the source of this 836-nucleotide messenger RNA. RefSeq names its product liprin-alpha-1-like. Gene Ontology annotation, cellular component: presynaptic active zone. The transcript is spliced from 6 exons. Lineage: Eukaryota; Metazoa; Chordata; Mammalia; Artiodactyla; Cervidae. Gene Ontology annotation, biological process: synapse organization. The record is from RefSeq and is a predicted model, not a curated record. The coding region runs from base 21 to 836 and encodes 271 amino acids.
AGGCGCAGUCCCCAGCCGGCAUGAUCAGCGAGGUGGAGGUGCUCAGGGCGCUGAAGUUUCUAUUUGAGCACCACAAGGCCCUGGACGAGAAGUUGAGACAGCAGGCCCACGUGCCGGCCACCGUGGCCCAGGCCUUCGAAAGAGACGAAGGCGUGUCUAACGGCGAGGGCGACGGGGUCACCCUCCUCAGCUCGGCUGCUCAGCUGCCGCCCAGCGGGCAGAUGCUUCAGGAGCAGCUGGACACCAUCAAUGAAGAGAUCCGGUGGAUCCAAGAAGAGAAGGAGACCACGGAGCAGCGGGCCAAGGAGACUGAGAGCAGGGUGGGCAAGGCGAGCUCAGGCAGCCUUCGUCGUUUUAAAUCAGUGAGCUCCCUCGACCUGUAUUUUGCCUCCUCGCUUGCCAGCUCCUGCCCGCCCAGCAGUGUGCCCGCCACGCCCCGAAUGAGGCGUCGAAGGCCAGCGCGGAACAUAGACCGGCUGGGCACCAUGCCUCUGAUGCCAGCUCUAUGGGAAGAGGUGCAAAAUGACAAGACAACCAUCACUUCUGAAACCUCGAGCCCUGCCUCGCCUGAGUCCCUUCGGCUGGAGCAGCUGCACACAGGGACGCUUCGCGCGGCCAGCCCCGAGGACGUCAGGGACGCCCGCAACUCGACGGACUCUCAGGACGGCCCCGGGGGCAACCCCAGCAGCAGCAGCAGCCAGGACUCCAUGGACAAAGCCCCAAAGAAGAACGGCAUCAGGUCCUCCAUCGGCCGCUUCUUUGGCAAGAAGGAAAGGGGUCGGCCUGGACACCCCGGAGCGGAGGAGGCGUCUGUCUUCUCGGUGGGUCCGAGAUGA